AUGGAGGGACAUGUUUUUGCUAGUCGGUUGAAAGAACACGAGAACCAAUUGGUUGUUGACUUGACUAAUCAGAAUUUUAAGCCACAUGACAUACUCUCAAUAUUAAAGGAGUGUGACGAGAAUAAUUUUUCUACACUAAAAACCAUAUACAAUGCACGUCUCAAGCUUCGCUUGUCCAGAAAUUUCGGAAAAACUCCAAUGAAGGUUCUAGUGGAAAUUUUAAUGGAGAAACAUUUUGUUAUGGAGUUCUCCGUAAACUAUAUUUCAAAUGAAUUGGAAAAUCUAUUCUUUGUUCAUUCACAUUCGUUGAAUAUAUGGAAAACAUUUCCACACGUUUUGAUUAUAGAUGCAACAUACAAGACCAACAAAUAUUGUAUGCCUUUUGUUCAGAUUGUUGGUACAACUUCAACCAACAAGACAUUUAACAUAACUUUUGCCUUCAUCAUUAAUGAAAAGGAGGAGAGCUAUAAUUGA
Messenger RNA from Lactuca sativa (garden lettuce), 474 nucleotides. RefSeq lists its product as uncharacterized. NCBI's taxonomy places the organism in Eukaryota, Viridiplantae, Streptophyta, Magnoliopsida, Asterales, Asteraceae. The record is from RefSeq and is a predicted model, not a curated record.